AUUAUUAUUAUUACUAUUAUUAUUAAUCAUGUUUUAAAGUUAAUUGGGAGGGAAACCUCUAUCCCUUUUUAUGUGCUGUGGCACUGCUGUAGCGGCACUUUCUGAAUCCCUACGCUUGUCAUGCAACGAAGAAACUAGUCCGUGUAGUCCAAUUUCAUCCCGUCGGUUUCGGGCUCCAUUAUUUACGUCUCUGACUUAAAAUUCACCAACCAGUCCGACUCGAUACGCCAGUUUUAAUCCAGUUGUGUUAGUGUGGCAGGGGGGUCGUAGGUUGUGUGUGCAGUUGGGUAGUGGUUCAGGUGGGGACAGGCGGAAGGAUCUGCGUGAUUUUUGUAAAUAUUGGCAGCGGCGAAGCGGCCGAGUCGCGUGCUGCUCUGGGUACCGGAGCAUCCUUUAUUGUGUGCUCUGAAAAUGGCCGGAGUGCCGGUGGAUUUGAACCGUGUUUCAGUCUUAUUUUAGCAGAGAGAGGGACAGAAGACUCGUUUGUUCUCGGAGAUAUACGGUGCACAUCUUUUCUCAGUGCGUGGACGUAUUUUGGGAGAAGCUAGGAGCAGCAUGCUGCUCUCUAAACUGGGCUCCUUCUCUCACAUCUCGUCCAGCAUGGAUCUGCCGGCCAAGCUGCAGCAAGCCAAAGCGGAGAAGCAGCCGUUUGAGAAGCUCUACCGGCUGGGCUCGGUGCUCGGCAGCGGAGGAUUCGGUACUGUUUACUCAGCGGUUCGUCUGGCCGACGGGCUACCGGUGGCGGUGAAACAUGUGAGCAGGGAUAGAGUGACUGAGCUGGGCACUCUGGGUGGUGCCGUGGUUCCUCUUGAGAUUGUGCUGUUGAAGAAGGUAGGCGGGGCAUUUGGCGGUGUGGUGCGGCUCUUGGAUUGGUGGGAGCGGGCAGAUGGCUGGCUGAUGGUGAUGGAGCGUCCCGAGUCGGGCCAGGACCUGUUUGAUUACAUCACAGAGCGCGGUGCGUUGGAUGAGGCUGCGGCACGAGACUUCUUCCUGCAGGUGCUGGAGGCGGUGCGUCACUGCUACACCUGCGGUGUCGUCCACCGCGACAUCAAGGACGAGAACCUGCUGGUGGACCUGAGGACCGGACAGAUCAAACUCAUCGACUUCGGCUCAGGGGCCCUCCUCAAAGACACCGCCUACACCGAGUUUGAUGGAACACGGGUGUACAGUCCUCCAGAGUGGAUCCGGUUCCGACGGUACCACGGUCAGUCGGCCACCACCUGGUCGCUCGGCGUGCUGUUGUAUGACAUGGUGUGUGGCGACAUCCCCUUUGAACAGGACGAAGAGAUCCUGAGAGGACAGGUCUACUUCAGACGAAAGAUCUCCACAGAGUGCCAGCAGCUGAUUGGCUGGUGUCUGAGCCAGCAGCCCUCUGACCGGCCAACACUGGAGCAGAUCCUCCUCCACCCCUGGUUGACGGACAGCAACUGUCAGCAAACUGAUGACAGCAGCAUCACACUUCAUACUAUUACAGCUGACUCCUCCUCUUCCUCCAGUCAGCAGAGCCUCUGAUUGGUCAAGGGGGCAUGGCUUGGACUUUAUGGCAGCUGCCCCCCAGUGACUUUGUGUUGAUCAUGGAGUUGUGGUCAGAGUUUAAGAAUGAGGCUGGAUCCUCUGUUCACAGAAGAUGCAGCAACUCUAUGCUGCUCUCAGUGCCUUGUUGUUCGUAAACUGUUGUUAGCAAUGCGUUGCCACGGUAAUCAGCAUCCAGCAAAAAGCAAAAAACCUGACUGUAAAGGAAAGGUCAGUCUUUUCAGAGAUGCAGUCAGAUUCAUUUCCAAUGUUUUAAAUUUCAUUUUGUUUUUAUUGAUUUUUUUUUUUAACAAUAUAUGUGCGUUUUAUAGCUUCACUUCUGUGAUGUGUGGCUACAUUAGUGCAACUGACCUCUACACUCAUCAGGGUGGGCUGAAUGGACAGUUUUGAUUAUUACAGUCUGUUUAAUAUUUUCUUGAGUAACUGUUUAGUUGCUUUGGAUUCAAAGGAAAAGCAGCAGGUGGCUUUAUCUUGUAACUGUAUGCAUUUUGUAACUACAAGACCUGGAAUUUAGAAUUGUUUUUUUUUUUUUUCGGUCUGCCAGUCAGAAAGAAACAAAAAGGAAAUUAUUUAGAAACGAGUGAACACACAGAGGUAUGCAGCCAGAAAGAUGUGGGAAGAAGAAGCAACUCAUUCUACCUACUUGGUUUAUCUGACAUCAAGAUACGAGUGUGAUCACGUUUCAUUAUAAUCAGACAAUACUUUCCUCCUAAUUUUUAGUGGACACAAUUAUGAUGACUGUGCUUGCUUGAGAUGUUAAUGUCAGGGAUUCGGGUGGAACGUUUUCUUAUUAGUAUUUCACCUUUGCAGAGGCAUCUGAAGUCCUUGAGAAUGAGGCAAAAAUCAAUCUGACCUCUGUUAGGUUGGUUGACACCGUUAGUCAGCCAUAGUUCUGACACAGAAUCCCAACUGUCAGAGCUGCUGAUGUUUACAUGAGAUGUCACCGCCGUGUUUGGGAGCUGCGGUCCCAGAAUCUGGAGGCUUGCAGAAUACAUUGACAGUACAGUGAUAAUGACAAAAGGCCUCCAUUGGUUUUUCUUUGAGAGAAUGCAGCGCAGGAAAUUGGAAAACGGUGAAAAAUGUCCCACCUGUUUCUAGACCAAAGAGACAUCAUCUAUCAGGGUCACAAUUAAUAGCUAUUUUGCGUUCAUAAAUCUGAUGAUUAUUUUCUUGAUUAAUUUAUCAGUUGUUUCUGUCGACAAAAUGUCAGAAAAUUCUGCUUUGUUUUGUUCACAAGCCAGAAGUGUUCAGUUUACUGUCGUAGAGCAAAAGAAGCCAGGAAAUAAUCACAUUUAAACAGCUAGAAUUAGGAAAUUUUUCUCCUUAAAAUUGCUCAAACUAAUUAAUCGAUUAUUAAAAUAUUUUGUGAUUAAUUUUGCUGUGGUAACCCAUCAAUCGGUAGUUGCAGCUCUUCUCCACAUUUCUUGUUUUACUCGACAACAGUCUCAAACCCAAAGAUAAUCGGUUAACGGGAAACUGAGAAAAGCAGCUGGAAAAGCUACCUAAACUAUUUUUCUGUCCUUCGAGGAGCUGUCCUCCAAAUCACACCCUACCCAGCCAUCAUGUCAGCCUUAAGCUAGUGAAGGAUCCUCCUCUGCUGACAUGAGUCAAAUUUACCACCAGUCACACCUCUGUAGAGCUGUGACUGGUUCAGGACACCAGAAUCAUGGCUUUUUCACACUUAACUCUGCUGAGUAUGUGUGUUUACUUCAUGUAAAAGACAUCUCAUCAUUUAGUGUUUACUUCUGUCUACAUUUGAGGUUUUUUUUCUUUUUUAAAUCAAGAUAUUUGUUUAAUUCGUUUUUUUUAAAUGCAUUGAUCAGAUACAGUGGAUACUACAUUAAGAUACACACUUUUUGGUUAAAGUUGAGGGCAUUAGUUUUUUGUCAAAGGCUCUGAGGUUCUACAACCAAUCCUACUUCAGUCUUUCAUUUCCUGUGUUCCUUAUCAGUUGGAAUUGUUUGUCAGGGUGGAAGAUGCACAGUCAAUGCAAAUAUUCAGUUUUGUAUUUUGGAUAUACAGUUUUGUUUGUAAAUAUCUGCAUUUUGUACAUUUAUAUUUAUUUAUUUAUCAGGAGGCAUUCCUUAUCCUGUCGUUAUUUAUUAUCUUAACAUUUCCAGAUAUUUUUCUUUUUUACAUUUUUUUCUAUUGCAUUUUUUUCCUAUUCGAGACUCGUUUUCUUUUUUUAAAUUACCGAGAGUUUAAACAUUUUAACAAUUUUUCAUUCCCUGACUCAUUUGUUACACUUUUACAGUUGUUUUGAAAUGCAAAACUCUGAUAGGGGAAAAGUUUUUUUUUUUUUUUUUUUUUUUUUUUUUUUCAUGAAAAUGUUUGGGAAUAAAAUGUUUUGUAUCUAAACAGA
Messenger RNA from Acanthochromis polyacanthus (spiny chromis), 3895 nucleotides. Its product is annotated as serine/threonine-protein kinase pim-3-like. The transcript is spliced from 6 exons. NCBI's taxonomy places the organism in Eukaryota, Metazoa, Chordata, Actinopteri, Pomacentridae. The coding region runs from base 556 to 1512 and encodes 318 amino acids. Gene Ontology annotation, molecular function: ATP binding; protein serine/threonine kinase activity. The record is from RefSeq and is a predicted model, not a curated record. Gene Ontology annotation, cellular component: cytoplasm. Gene Ontology annotation, biological process: regulation of mitotic cell cycle; negative regulation of apoptotic process; protein autophosphorylation.